AACACUUUAAAUCUUUGAAAAAUCAGUCAGAAAAAAACAAGUAAAAUGCAGGAGUAACGCACAAAAUCUCAUAAAAAGCAGCAAUACGAUGGAAUCCCUGUCGAAGGACCCCUCCGCAGAUGACAAACAGCGAGAUGAUGGUCAUCCGGUUAAGUUGGAUUCGGAGGCCUCGGAAAACAAAAUAUCUCAUGUUUUGCGAACGGAAUUUGAUGCCAAAUACGAAAUUGUGAACCUGCAGACGCCUCUAAAUGCUUUCAUGUCCGGUCACUACAAAAAGAGCUUCGCCUUCUUCACCCUCAGGAGUCGCCUGCCCGUCAUCCUAACCAACGUAAUUGACACCUUGACCCGAGAAAAGACCGAGCUGGUUGCCCAAUUUGCCUCUAAUGAUUUUGAACAGGCUGCUCGCGAGGAGUUGAAAAUCAUAAUUGGUUUGAUAUCCCGGCUGAAGUAUGAGCUGCAAACGGACAAACCCUUCCAGAACUUUACGGGAGAAGAACCCGAUCAAGAACUCUGGAACAACUUCAUCAACAGCCUGCCCCCUGGCGAACGUACUUUUUUCAAGGCCAGCUCCCUCCACGCCGAGUGCUAUUUGCAUCGAAAACUGCACUCGUUUUUGGAGAACAGCAUAUUCCUUAAGUCCUUCGAUUUCUAUGCCAAGUUAAAGGAGCAGUCUUUGACCGACAGCAUGGAUGAUGUGCUGGCCCUCACCAAGUACACUCGGCGAUCAGAAAACAGCCUGGAGGUCUUUAACGAGCUGCUGACGAUAAACUUGUGGAGCAACUUCAACGAUCUGUGCAGCGAUCCAGAGAUAAUCAAGCAAACGAAUCGCCAGGUUCUCCAAAACGUGGAGGCCACCAAUCAUAAUGUACUCGUCAACCAGGCAGCUAAAAUCUGGGAUUGCUUAAGCAAUCAAAAGCGGAAAAAGCAGAAGCAGGUGGACUUCAUUCUGGACAAUGCAGGCUAUGAGUUGUUUAGCGAUUUUAUCCUUGCUGAGUAUAUGAUCGAAAAGGGAUUGGCCAGCAAGGUGCGCUUUCAUGUAAAGGCGCAUCCUUGGUUUGUAACCGACGUUACUGAGCGAGAUUUCAAGUGGACACUGGAGUACUUGAGUCAACAUUCGGACUACAUUAUAAGUCUAAUAGGAAAGAAGUUCUUGCAAUAUCUCGACGAGGGAACGUUCGAGCUGGCGCCAGUCUCACGGUUCUGGACAUCGCCAUAUGUUUUUAACAGCAUGGCCCAAACUGAUCCAGAUUUGUACAGCUCCCUGCAGCAAUCACAGCUUAUUGUUUUUAAGGGUGAGCUCAACUAUCGAAAGUUGCUACAGGAUGUGUGUUGGGACAGCACUCAAGAAACGAGCACCUGCCUCCGAGGCUUUUUGCCCAGCAAUGUUUGUGUGCUGCGAAGGGUCAAGAGUGAAGUGAUCUCCGGUCUGGCCAAAGGGGUUAGUGAGGCGCUGAGCAGAAAGGAUCCGCAGUGGAUGGUGUCGGGCCGCUAUGGAAUCAUUCAGUUUGUGGACGUAACUCGCGAAUUUGGCUACUGACUUUGUAAAGGACGGGCGGUUUAAAUUUUUGGUAAAUAAAUAGGCGUUACAUAUCUAAAAA
Molecule: messenger RNA, 1598 nt
Organism: Drosophila ficusphila
Lineage: Eukaryota; Metazoa; Arthropoda; Insecta; Diptera; Drosophilidae
Product: damage-control phosphatase ARMT1
Exons: 4
Coding region: 89-1537 (482 amino acids)
Biological process (GO): DNA damage response
Cellular component (GO): cytoplasm; nucleus
Molecular function (GO): phosphatase activity
Source: RefSeq, a predicted model, not a curated record